CUCGACACGCUGUCGCCUGGACGCGCAGGUUAUGUCAGGUACGCAACGAGCGCUACCGCUUCCCUGCGAAGUUUGUGUAUAGAACAAAUAGCCACACUUUGCGUAACGUGCAUUCGCCGAGCCUUUGUCGUCGGAAUAGGAAGAACGUAGUUCGCGUGCGACGACGGGACGUUAUAAUGUUAUCGCGACGCACUUUCCUGAUUUGAUAAGACGUUACCGUGGAAGAUGUGUGUGAACCGGUUGGUUGGACUUACUACUGUUCUUGAGUACAAAUAGCAGAAGAAAUUGCAAUGUGUUUCUGGUCGAUAAAUGACCACAGCUGCCAGAGGAUAUUUCCGUUCCUACCUUCUAAGACUGUCAAUGCAAUCAUGUAGAACUGGUAGAGGCAAAGAGGAGGAAGAUGACACCGCACUUCACUCCGGUACGGAAACGAUGUCUGAUCGUACUGUCGUUGGUUCUGGUGCCGUUCGCGAUCCUGAACUUGCUGGCGCCGUCGGACAUGAGGGAGGAGACCUUGCUGCAGAACAAUAUCGCCGAGCUGCAGGCCAAGCUGGAGCAUCUGCACGCCAAGUACAUCGGCAGCCAGGAGGAGAUCAACCUGCUGUCGCAUCAGCUGCUGCAGCUGAUCGAGAGUAACCACAUUCUGCCGGAUCUGCAACUGCUCAUCAACAAUGGCACCUCCAACAUUACCAGUAUCAAGCUGCCUUCGAUAUACAACUUCCUGCCGCACUUCCUCAACGACCCGAACAGUCUGCGCCCGGCGUUCGUGCAGAGCAAGGGUAAAUCGGGUGUGAGCAUGGUGCUGGGGGUGCCAACAGUGAAGCGCGAGGUUCAGUCUUAUCUAAUGGCAACCCUGAAGAACCUGCUGGACCGCAUGAACGCUGCAGAGAUAGCUGACACGUUGAUUAUAGUCCUAGUGGCUGAAACAGAUAUGGACUAUGUAACGUACGUUGCGAAGCAAAUUGAAGUUCAAUUUCCGAGUGAAUGCGAAGCUGGCGUAAUCGAUGUGAUAUCACCGUCAUCAUCCUACUAUCCGGAUUUAUCAAGAUUGCGCGAUACACUGGGCGAUGAUCAUCAACGCGUUGUUUGGCGUUCAAAGCAAAAUUUGGACUUUGCCUUCCUGAUGUCGUAUGCCCAGACGAAAGGUACGUUCUACGUGCAACUGGAGGACGACAUCUUGGCCAAGAAGAACUUCAUAACUACUAUGAAGUCCUUCGCGUUGCAGAAGAUCGGUACCAAGGAGAAUUGGUUUGUUCUUGAUUUCUGUCAGCUUGGUUUCAUUGGAAAACUAUUUAAGUGCGUGGAACUGCCAUGGCUGGUCCAAUUCUUUUUAAUGUUUCACAAUGACAAGCCCGUUGACUGGCUCUUGGAUCACUUAAUAUCUACCAAAGUCUGCAGUCUCGAUAAAGACAGCAAGCACUGCAAGAUAGCUAAAGCAGAGUUGUGGGUACAUUAUAAACCUUCUCUCUUUCAACAUAUAGGCACGCAUUCCUCGUUGAAAGGGAAAGUGCAAAAACUCAAGGACAAACAAUUCGGUAAAAUAACGCUGUUCUACGCUCACGAGAAUCCCGAGGCGACCGUGGAAACUCAGAUCAAGCCUUACAAGCAGUAUACGCUGCAAAAAGCGUACAAAGGCGAGUCGUUCUUCUGGGGCUUGUUGCCACAGCCGGGAGAUCACUUGAAAUUUAAAUUUUCGCAUCCUAUUUUUAUAAAGAAGUACUUAUUCAGGAGCGGAAAUGCCGAGCAUCCGUCUGACAGAUUCUACAACACGACGGUAGAAGUGUUGUCCGAUUUAUCGCUCUUGUUAGAUAGAAAUAGUAACGACGUGACGGAGGACGGCUACGUCAUUAUAGGUAAGUUUGAUGUACUUGGCGUUGCCGAAGGAACAGUGGAUCGAAGAUUGGGUAGGAUAUCGGUGCUUCGUUUGACUAUACACAGCGAGAGCGAAAACUGGGCCAUUCUGUCUGAGAUCCAUAUAAUAGAGGAUCAACCUAGCUGACUAAAGGAUGAAGAAUUUCGAGCGUUCUUUCGGUAUCACCUGCACGGUUAACGUAAGCCGAUGGUUUUAUAAAUGUUUAUUAUUUUUAUAUUCUUUCUUUUUUUUAACUCGUCACAUGUGCUAUCACGUAUCGAACGGACUGCGCCCAGUAUAGGAAUUAUUAGUUCAGUGCCGUCCAUUAUUCGAGAAGGUGGAUUUCUUUCGUUUCGACUUCCGGAUUAACACCGCGAUCUUAGUGGAUUGUUUCGUGAACGUUUCAGUUCACCCCCUCCCCUCUCCCCCGUCCUUCAGAGAAAAGAACAAAUCUACAAGGAACGCGGUAAAUCGAGUUCUCAUCAGGCGGACGCCUGAUCGAAUGUUAACCUAACCUACCUGUCGAAUGUUUGAAAUUAUUGACGAGCGUAAAGCAAACUGAGUAUUUUUUAUCAAUCGAUAAAGUAUUUUAUAUCGAGCGUUUUUUCCCUUAGUUUAUAUACGGUGCUCGCUGAAGCGCAACAUGUUGAUAUCUCGCGUCUAAACACUCAUGUUGCGGCGAGCAUUCGAUUUAAUGAGUGUAUAUAACAGCACAUUAUUAAAUUUCGAGAUAUUUAG
Molecule: messenger RNA, 2590 nt
Organism: Odontomachus brunneus
Lineage: Eukaryota; Metazoa; Arthropoda; Insecta; Hymenoptera; Formicidae
Gene: Mgat4a
Product: alpha-1,3-mannosyl-glycoprotein 4-beta-N-acetylglucosaminyltransferase B
Exons: 11
Coding region: 401-1999 (532 amino acids)
Biological process (GO): protein N-linked glycosylation
Cellular component (GO): Golgi stack; endoplasmic reticulum-Golgi intermediate compartment; endoplasmic reticulum
Molecular function (GO): acetylglucosaminyltransferase activity
Source: RefSeq, a predicted model, not a curated record